Haemonchus placei is the source of this 216-nucleotide messenger RNA. The record is from the annotation of a GenBank genome assembly. Lineage: Eukaryota; Metazoa; Nematoda; Chromadorea; Rhabditida; Trichostrongylidae.
AUGGCUGACAUUUGCAAUAGUCAGCAAUGAAAAGUUGAUGUCGUGGUAUGCAAUGCUGCUGUGCUCACCUUUGCUCUCUUCAAGGACUUGACAGUAGAUGAGAUCCGCCAAUCAUUGGAUGUCAACGUGUUAGGCACUAUAAAUGUGAGUUUUCACAUCUUAAAGUCACAGUUCACGACAUUUAGCUUGCAUACUAUGUACAGAAAAGAAGUGUGA